Molecule: messenger RNA, 651 nt
Organism: Drosophila suzukii
Lineage: Eukaryota; Metazoa; Arthropoda; Insecta; Diptera; Drosophilidae
Gene: Cyt-c-d
Product: Cytochrome c distal
Biological process (GO): mitochondrial electron transport, cytochrome c to oxygen; mitochondrial electron transport, ubiquinol to cytochrome c
Cellular component (GO): mitochondrial intermembrane space
Molecular function (GO): electron transfer activity; heme binding
Source: RefSeq, a predicted model, not a curated record
CGAACUCAGCUGAUUGAAUGAAAACGCCAAGCGGAGCAGCAGCCACAUUAGCUCCAAGCAGCGCUCUUUGAGAGAGGGACAACGUGGCAGAGAGAGCGAUAGAGAGCUCCAAUUAGUGGGGGCAGAGCAGAGGCAGAGCAACAAGCAGCGGCAGAGAGCGAGAGAGAGGCGUCCAGCAGACUUCCAGGAUGGGUGCAGGUGAUGCGGAGAACGGCAAGAAGAUCUUCGUGCAGAAGUGCGCCCAGUGCCACACCUACGAUGUGGGUGGCAAGCACAAGGUGGGUCCAAAUCUGGGCGGGAUCGUGGGCCGCAAGAGCGGCACUGCCCCCGGAUACAAGUACACGGAGGCCAAUCAGAAAAAGGGUGUCACCUGGACGGAGGGCAACCUGGACGAGUACCUCAAGGACCCCAAAAAGUUCAUUCCCGGCACCAAGAUGGUCUUCGCCGGUCUCAAGAAGGCUGAAGAACGGGCCGAUUUGAUCGCCUUCCUCAAGACAAACAAAUAAAAUACUAAUUCCUGCGAAACAACAAGAUCGGUAACCAUAAUAUCUGGAACACUGCGCUAAAGAAGACAUCCAAAAGAUGCCGCUAUUCCUUGAUUUUAUCUUUAGCUGGCAACUAUCCUAUGCCCAAUAACAUUAAAACUUGUUU